This is a messenger RNA of Clonostachys byssicola, 1236 nucleotides long. NCBI's taxonomy places the organism in Eukaryota, Fungi, Ascomycota, Sordariomycetes, Hypocreales, Bionectriaceae. The record is from the annotation of a GenBank genome assembly.
AUGAAUGCCUCCCAACUGGCGAUGCCCGCGGCCGCACCGCCGCCCGGCAUGAGGCCCAACUUCAUCAACCCCCCAAACCACAAUGCCGAGUCUGUCGCAUUGAUCAUUGUCUGCCUCACGUUGGCGACUUUCUUCUACAUGGUCAGGAUCUACUCCAAGGUCAUCCUCCCGAGAAAGUUAACAGUUGAAGAUGGAAUUGCCACCAUCGCAUUCGGCUGUUUUAUAGGCAUGAUAUGGGCUGGUCUUUCGCUGUGGAAGACGAUUGGCUUCUUCGUCGACCAGUACAAUGUCAGAUUGAGCCAGCUCUUCGAUACGCUCUACAUCAUGUAUCUAUACCCUCUGUUCUACGGUCUGACCAUGAUGGGUUUCAAGACAGCCAUUUUGCUCGAGUGGAUUCACAUCUUUGUACCGAAGCGCACAAGGAGCUUCUUCUGGUGGACAUGCUGGGUCAUGAUUGUGCUCAACACCCUGUUCUACAUUGGCUGCAUCAUCGCCAUCCAGUUCUACUGCACGCCAAUCGAGAAGAACUGGCACAGAUGGAUCCCCGGCGUCUGCCGCGACCGAAGAACCCUCGACACGCUGCCGACCAUCUUCAACUUGGCCUUCGAUAUCCUGAUCUUGGUCAUGCCCCAGCGAGUGAUCUGGAAGCUGAAAAUGGAUCUCCGCCGGAAGAUUGGUGUCUCCAUUAUUUUCUCCAUGGGACUCAUGGCUUGCGUAUGCGCCGCCUCGCGAAUUGCCUAUACAUGGAGAGUCGACUACACCGGAAACGUCACCCGUGACAUUGGGCCCGUGUACUUCUGGAGUUUGGCAGAGAGCACAUGCGCUGUCAUGGUCUUCUGCGUCCCCGCGCUGCCCAAGGCCUUCUCCGACUCUGCAGCCUUCAAGUUCAUGAAAUCUACGUGGUCCUCCUGGGUCAGCAGCCGCAACCGCACCUCCAAGAAGGGUCUCAACUCAAGCGGCCUGAGCAAGGACAGCCGCCUGCACAACCACUCAAGCUCGAUGCAGUCUCUCAAGAACUACCAGAAGAUGCCUGACACUGAGGUCGCCAUCCCACUCGACGAUGUGCACUACGAACGCAACUACGGCCACCCGUCGCCGCCGGGAAUUGUGCGCACGACCGAGCUCCGGACGGAUGUAUCCCAGCCACGCCGCCACAACGGCCACGGGGAGUGGACGCAAAACUCGCAGCCCUGGUCUGAUCCUGCGCCGCCUCAUCCUCAUGGCAGAGCGUAUUAA